AUGAAUUUAACUCAUCGUGUCAGUUUAAUUAUUGCUUCCACCAUAGUUCAGAAGAAGGGAGAUCCAGGGGCGUUUACCAUUCCAUGUAAUAUUGGGCUUGAUGCAUUCGCCCGUGCUCUGUGUGAUAAUGGGGAAAGUAUCAACUUGAUACCUCUUGCUAUUUUUAAACAAUCUGGAUUGGGGACGCCGAGACCAAUUUCUAUGCGAUUACAAAUGGCGGACAGAUCUAUCAAGAAACUAGUUGGGCUUAUAGAUGAUGUGUUGGUACAAGUAGGCAAGUUCAUGUUACCUGCUGAUUUCGUGAUUUUGGAUUGUGUGGUUGAUAGAGAUAUUCCCAUCAUCUUGGGAAGACCUUUCCUUGCUACGGGCAGAGUUCUUAUGGACUCUGAAAAGAAUGAAAUUAAGUUCCGAGUGAAUGAUGAAGAAGUGACUUUCCAAGCAAGCAAACGGACGAAGUUGCUAAGCGCUUACGAGAGUAUCUCAGUUAUUGAUUCGUUUGAUGGGAUUGAUGAUGCUGUUGAACAUAAAAUGGAAGAAGAAUGUCUAGGAAAAUCUCUUGCUGCAGCUCUGAUGAACUUUGAUUCUUAUGAUAUGAAGGGCUACGUGGAAACUAUAAAUGCACUUGAGGGUCUGGGUUCCUACACUUACCACCCAAGAAAGCUUGAUCUUGACCUUGCAAAUAGAACUACUCCACCAGCCAAGACUUCUAUUGUUCGGCCACCAAAGCUUGAGCUUAAGCAACUCCCAUCAUAUUUGAGGUAUGAGUUCCUUGGUCUGAACAAGACAUUGCCAGUGAUCAUUUCAGCAUUACUGACUGAGGAAUAG
Molecule: messenger RNA, 825 nt
Organism: Lycium ferocissimum
Lineage: Eukaryota; Viridiplantae; Streptophyta; Magnoliopsida; Solanales; Solanaceae
Exons: 1
Coding region: 1-825 (274 amino acids)
Source: RefSeq, a predicted model, not a curated record